GCAAACUUUUCUUUCCUAAUUUCAAUAUAGAAUAAAUAUAAUUUCAGUAUCAAAAUUAAAUCAAAUCCAACCAAACCCUAAAAAAUGUGAAUUUCAUUCCCAAUAUCUCUCCAAUGAAUAAAGAAAACCAAACCAAACCAAACCCUUUCGUCUUCUCUCAACCCCUUUCCUUUUUUCUCUCUCUCUAAUCUCUGCGCCUUUUAUGCCCUAACCCACCAUUGUUGAUUGUCAACACGUUUUCUCGACUGAUAAAGGGGAUCUUUUUUCUUUACACAGCACAACCAGGCCUGGGUAUGUAAGCCUCGUCAUCAGCUAGGGAUUCCAUUAUCCAAUUUCUCCGUAAGACAUUGUUAGGUUUCCAUGGCGAAAGGUACAGAUUCAGAGGAGUUCAUGGUUUUAUCUCAAGUUCGGACGGGUUUGAAGCGAGAGUUUGCCUUUGCUUUGAAGGUUCAGGCAGAGCUUUGUGGGUCUUUGGGUCGAACCCGAUCGAAGAAAGCUGACAAUGAGGGUUUAUAUAAUGCGAGUGGGUCUUUGGGUCGAACUCGGUCGAGGAAAGCUUGCAAUGAGGGUGUAGGUAAUGCAAGUGGGUUUUUGGGUCGAACUCGGUCGACGAAACCUCACAGUGUGGGUUUGGAUAUUGAGAGUGGGAAGAGUUUGAAGGCCUCUACUUCCUUAGAAAUGGAGAAAGUUUCAAAAACAAGCAAUAAAGGAGUUAAAAUGAGGAUUGCAGAUCCUUUAAGUGAGGAGGAGGCUAAGAGCGAUGUGGUUGAUAAUGUGGGCGAUGAGGAGCUUAAGAUCGAUGCUUCUGAGUUGGUGGCAGGGGUGCACAAGGCCAAACGUUGUCGUUUGGUUGAAACAAAGGCGGGUGAUGAAAUAGAAGAUAAAAUGGUUUUAGUUAUGGAGGGGAAGCCCAUGGAGGAGGAUACAGAGAAAAUCACUUCCAAAAAGCCUUUAGAAGAAGUAAUAUGUGAAGAUAAGCAUGUGAAGGAGCAAGUGGAGGGAAUGGAACCGAAAAUGUUUUCCGAUGACGAGUGUAGUUUCAAAGAUAAAUCAUUGUCCGUUGAAGUCAAGCCAUUGGAGGAUCAAACAGGAGGAUUUGAUCUCCCAAAAUCAUUAUUGCAUGAAGCAGCGAAGGAAGUGGUGGUUGAGAAGUCAAAGCCAAAGCCACUAAGGCGGUUUACUCGAUCUGCUUUAAAGUUAAAGCAGGAAAUUGUUCAGGAAGUAGUACCUGAAGUGGAAUCAUUGCACAAUGAUAAUUCCAUAGAGGGUCAAAUGGAAAAAUGCAAGCCCAAAAAGUCAUCACUAGACAAUUCAAUAUGUGAAAAUAAGCUUGUGGUGGAGCAAACAAAGAAAAUUGAUUCCCCAAAGGCUUUAGGUGAUGAACCUAUGUGCGUGGAUGAGUCCACAAAUGAUCAAGGAGAGAAAUUUGAUCCUCAAAAGUCUUUAGGAGAUGAACCUAUGUGUGAAGACAUUUCCACAAAUGAGCAAGGAGAGAACGUUGAUCCUCAAAAGCCUUUAGUAGAUGAAACCAUGCAUGGAGAUAAGUCUUUAGAAGAGCAAACAGAGAAAAUUGACGCACCAAAGCCUUUAGUAGAUGAACCCAUGUCUAAUGAUAAGUAUACACAGGAGCAAAUUGAUCACCAGAAGCUGUUAGUGGAUGGAAUCUUACAUGAAGAUAUGCCCUUGGAGGAACAAGCAGAGAAUAUUGAUCUCCCAAAGCCUUUAGGAGAUAAAUCCAUUGAGGAGCAUGGGGAGAAAAUUGAUUUUCCAUUGCUUUCAUUGGAUCGAACCUUAUAUGAAGAUAAUUCCUUGGAAGAACAAGCAAAGCAAAUUGAUACCACAAAGCAUUUGGUUGAUGAUCAAGCGUCAGUUUUGAUUAAAUGCGAACACAAGGCAAGCAACGUUGUGCUUGAGACACCACCAAGGCGGUUUACUCGGUCAGCCUUGAAGCCAAAGUCAGAGAUGCCAGGUGUGGUGAAGGAAGCAGCAGCAAAAGAAGAUGCAAGUGAGAAAGAUGUUAACAUGAGUAGCUUAAUUGUGACAUCCACAACAAAGCUGGAUACAUACAAUACAGUGAAGAAGUUUCCUGCCAAAUUAAAAGACCUUCUUGAUACAGGAAUUCUCGAGGGACAGUCGGUUAGGUACAUGAGAGGCCAAAAGGUAAAAGGACCUCAAGAUUCUGGACUUCGAGGAGUGAUCAAAGGGUCUGGAAUAGCAUGUCAUUGUGAUAUUUGCAAAGGAAAGGAAGUUGUUACUCCUACUGUUUUUGAGCUGCAUGCUGCUAGCUUAAAUAAACGUCCACCAGAGUAUAUAUACUUGGACAAUGGGAACACCCUUCGUGAUGUCAUGAAAGCAUGCCAAAAUUCUUCGCUGGUCAGUUUGGAAGAAGCAGUCAAAAUGGCCAUUGGUUGUUCUUCUAUUGUUAAGUGUAACAUCUGUAUGAAUUGCAAAGGAUCUAUUCCCAAAGACACCAAUCGAAAAACAUCGCUACUUUGUAAUUCAUGUAUCACAUUGAAAGAAUCUCAAUCUAACAGGGUUGAAAGUGCUGACAACAAUGAAGAAUAUUUCAGGUCACCAAAACCAGUCUUUUCUCCGAAGAGUACUAGUAGUUUGUCUAAGAACAAUAACUCAUCACAAAGUAAGAGUCGAGGAAGAAUAACACGAAAGGAUCUUCGGCUGCAUAAAUUGGUAUUCGAGGAAGAUAUUUUGCCAGAUGGAACUGAAGUAGCAUAUUAUGCUCGUGGACAGAAAUUAUUGGUGGGUUAUAAAAAGGGCUAUGGAAUCAUAUGCAGUUGUUGCAAUUCUGAGGUCAGUGCCUCCCAGUUUGAAGCUCAUGCUGGUUGGGCAUCACGCCGAAAGCCCUACUUGCACAUAUACACAUCUAAUGGAGUGUCUCUCCACGAAUUGUCAUUGUCAAUAUCAAAGAAUCGGAAAUUCUCUACCUAUGAUAAUGAUGAUCUCUGCUAUGUCUGUCAUGAUGGAGGAAAUCUUUUGUGCUGUGAUGGAUGUCCAAGGGCUUUUCAUGGACAAUGUAUUAAUCAACCUAUAGUUCCUAGUGGCACUUGGUAUUGCAAAAUAUGCCAAAAUCAACAAGUAAAUGACAAGUCUGUGGAGCGUAAUGUCAAUGCCCUUGCAGCUGGAAGGGUCCCAGGUGUUGAUCCUAUACAGCAAAUUGCCAACCGCUGCAUCCGCAUAAUCAAUACUGAAGAAAUUGAUUUUGGUGGAUGUGCACUAUGCAGAGAUCACGAUUUUAGUAAAUCAGAUUUUGGUCCGCGCACUGUACUAUUUUGUGACCAGUGCGAAAGAGAAUUUCAUGUUGGCUGUUUGAAAGAGCAUGGAAUGCAAGAUCUUAAGGAAUUGCCGAUCGGGGCAUGGUUCUGUUGCAGAGAUUGUCAGAGGAUUCAUUCGGCUUUGCAAAAAUUGCUAGCUAGUGGAGAAGAGAAGCUCCCGGAGUCUCUUAUCAAUGUUAUUAACAAGAAGCAGAACAAGGAAGGCUCAGAGAGUCGGACCGAACUUGAUAUUAAAUGGAGGAUACUUAAUGGGAAAAAAAUGGCUUCUAAUGAUGAAGCUGUCUUAUUGCUUUCCAAGGCCGUUGCCAUUUUCCAUGAUUCUUUUGCUCCAAUAACUUAUUCUUCUACAAAUCAUGAUCUAAUCCCAGCAAUGCUCUAUGGAAAAACCAGCAUGGGCCAAGAUUUUAGUCGCAUGUACUGUGCAAUUUUGACAGUCAACCAAUGCGUUGUCUCGGCUGGAAUAUUCCGCAUCUAUGGAUCAGAUGUGGCGGAGCUUCCUUUGGUGGCUACGAGAGCUGAAUGCCAAGGACAGGGUUACUUCCAAACCUUGUUUUCAUGUUUCGAGAGAUUUCUCGCUUUCUUGAACGUGAAGAAUCUUGUGCUACCAGCUGCUGACGAGGCAGUAUCGAUUUGGACCAAAAAGUUUGGUUUCAGCAAGUUACCACAAGACGAGCUAAACAAGUUCAAGAGACAAUACCAGAUGAUGAUCUUUCAAGGGACACCGGUGCUUAGGAAGGUGGUUCCCAAGUGCAGAAUCGUUGGGAGAUAAGAUUGGUAGGUAGCUGGAUGUAUUUUUUCAGCGAAAUUUUGGGACGGAAAAGCGGGCAUUUUGCCGAGCCUUUUCCUUCAGAUGUACAGGGUCGUUUUUCUAGUUAUUUUGGUGUACAUGAGAGCAAACAGUAUACUAGAAAUUCUUCAAGAUAUGGUGGGUGGUUCCUUUUUAGGGUUUAUAAAAAAAAAAACAUAUGAUCCAAUUAUGAAUAUGAUAGAACUAGGAAAAGGAAUACGGAUGGGUGGGAUGGAGGGAAUGGGAAUGAUGACCUUUAAUUUUUGUUCUUUUUGUAUUAUAGUUUGAUCCAAACCUAAAAUGGGAAAUUCAUUCUUGUUUAUUUCUUCCAUUUUAUGACUCUGUCAAAAUUUAAUAUCUUUUGGAAGGCCUCCCAAUUUUGAUUGUAUUUGUUUGUUCCUUUGUUCUUGGAUCUUUUGAGGAGAAAGCUCAAAUUUUGAUUAAUGGAACGAGGCUUGGAGGAUUUCUUUUGCUGUACUCAAA
Molecule: messenger RNA, 4560 nt
Organism: Humulus lupulus (European hop)
Lineage: Eukaryota; Viridiplantae; Streptophyta; Magnoliopsida; Rosales; Cannabaceae
Exons: 19
Coding region: 361-4059 (1232 amino acids)
Source: RefSeq, a predicted model, not a curated record